Molecule: messenger RNA, 3600 nt
Organism: Petromyzon marinus (sea lamprey)
Lineage: Eukaryota; Metazoa; Chordata; Hyperoartia; Petromyzontiformes; Petromyzontidae
Product: proto-oncogene Wnt-3-like
Biological process (GO): canonical Wnt signaling pathway; cell fate commitment; neuron differentiation
Cellular component (GO): extracellular region
Molecular function (GO): cytokine activity; frizzled binding
Source: RefSeq, a predicted model, not a curated record
UGUGAGGUCCACGGCGCCGGGGAGGUGAGAAAGGCUCGCGAGUGAGUGCUAAGACUCGGCGCUGCGCUUUGUUGUGCGUAAACACGGGGCGUCGAUUUAUAUGGGAGAUCCUCUCUGGCCGGGCCCCGUUCACACCGCCUCGCCUCGCCCCGAUCUCUCCCCCCUUUGUUAUGGCGGAAACUCCGAAAAGGAGAUGACUAAUUAUGACUUUGUUGGAGUCGUCAUGGGAACCAGCCCUGCGGGAUAUUUCUAGCUGUUGCGCUAUUUUUUUCUGGGACGAUCACUGCUGCUGCUGGCUGCUGGCUGCUACAGACGCGACUCCAAGGAGGCGCUGGUGUGGUGUGUGGCGGAGGCGAGAGACGUGAGAGGAGCGAGAGAGGCCAGGGAGGAGACGGAGGAGCGCCUUCCCCAUCAUCAUUAAGCCGAGCCCUGUCGCAAUUAUCGCCGCUAGCGUAGACUCAGUGACAGCGCGCCGCGAGUGGAACCGCACGCACGAUCGCCCCCCCCCCGCCGCCUCGUCUCGUCCUAUCCUUCCCUUUUCGGUUCAACUUUGAACAAUCUGUUUUUGAGUUCUCGAUUUCUUGCCUCGACCUCGCGUCUCCAAACCGCGAGCCGAACUCGUGACUCAAACGAAGAGUAAAGAAAAGACGCAGAAGAAAAAACAACAACAACAACAACAACAACAACCAGGCGCGCUGAUCGAGGAGCGGCGCGAGAGGAACGAGCGAGGAGGGAUCCGUGGCGACGGAGCAAGGUGGGCGGGAGAGACGCGCGCGGCAGGGAGAGAGUGGAGUUUGCUGGAGACACGGAAGUCGAAGUGACCUGGCCUCCCGUGCCGGGAGAGCGGAGAGAGAUGGAUGCUCGCUGCCGCCGCAGUCCAGUGUGCGCGCUCCUGCCGCCGCUGCUGCUGCUGCUGAUGCCACUGCCCAUGGUUCGUCCAGGCCACGCUGCCUACCCGCUCUGGUGGUCGUUGGGGGUCGGGCCUCAGUGGGCAUCGCUGGGCUCUCAGCCCGUGCUCUGCGCCUCCAUCCCGGGCCUCGUGCCCAAGCAGCUGCGCUUCUGCAGGAACUACCAGGAGCUGAUGCCGAGCGUGGCCGAGGGCGUCCGUCUCGGCAUCCAGGAGUGCCAGCACCAGUUCCGCGGGCGGCGGUGGAACUGCACCACCAUGACCGAGGGCCCGGCGAUCUUCGGACCCGUGCUGGAGAGGGCCACGCGCGAGGCGUCCUUCGUGCACGCCGUCUCGUCCGCGGGCGUCGGCUUCGCGGUGACACGGGCGUGCGCCGACGGGACGUCCACCAUCUGCGGCUGCGACAACAAACACCGGGGCGAGCCGAGCGGCGGCUGGAAGUGGGGCGGCUGCAGCGAGGACGCCGACUUUGGCGUCAUGGUGUCGCGCGAGUUCGCUGACGCGCGCGAGAACCGCCCCGAUGCGCGCUCCGCCAUGAACCGGCACAACAACGAGGCCGGCCGCGUCUCUAUCCUGGACUUCAUGCAGCGCAAGUGCAAGUGCCACGGGCUGUCGGGCAGCUGCGAGGUGAAGACGUGCUGGUGGGCGCAGCCCAGCUUCCGCACGGUGGGCGACCACCUCAAGGACAAGUACGACAGCGCCUCCGAGAUGCUGGUGGAGCGGCACCGCGAGUCGCGCGGCUGGGUCGAGACGCUGCGGCCCAAGUACCCGCUCUUCAAGCCGCCCGCGGAGCGCGACCUCGUCUACUACGAGACGUCGCCCAACUUCUGCGAGCCAAGCGCCGAGACGGGCUCGCUGGGCACGCACGGCCGGCCCUGCAACCUCACGUCGCACGGCAUCGACGGCUGCGACCUGCUGUGCUGCAGCCGCGGCUACAACACGCACACGGAGAGGCGCCGGGAGAAGUGCAAGUGCGUCUUCCACUGGUGCUGCUACGUGAGCUGCCAGGAGUGCGCGCGCGUCUACGACAUUCACACCUGCAAGUGAAGGGACCGCCGGCUCGUGCGCCCAGCUCGUGAGCCCGGCCCGGCUGUCUGCCGUGCCGCAAGUUCUCGGUGUUGAGUGCGGGACGAGGAUUCGCAUUUGUCGGGCGUUGAAAUGCCUUAGAAACAAACUCUAAAGCACCUUUGCAUCAGAUCUCACCGCGACCGUGCUAUUGCCCUGCGGCAGCCCGGCCGAGGGAGACCUCCAGUGCAUGACUCUCGCUUCUUUUAGUUUGUUCGUGAACUUAAAAAAAAAGACACGCGGCGUCUUGUCUCGGAGCAGACCCCCGUCCCCUCCGUCGAUUUUUGUCGCUCUGCUGCGGCUCCGGCGGGGGGGGGGAGGGGGGGCAGCCUGCCCCUGUAAGGAGCACGCGGCGAAUCCGCGCAUUACUGUGAAUGAGUCAAACACUGGGAUUUGACGUUCGUUUGACGAGACUCGUGCCGGAACAAAAAAGAUCAAAGGGAGGACGGAGGAAAUACACGAACAAGGCCAGCGCGAGGAGCCGGGGGCCCGAGCGGCACGACGCGCGAAGAAUGCGACGACGGCUGCGCAGGUCGCCCCCGCCGCGGGUCGGGCUCACGACGGCCCGGGCCGACGGCGGCGGUCGCGCCCGUGCAGGGCGCCGAACUCUGACGCCAUCGGCGGAUAUUGCCGAAUGGAUUCCGGUGCGCGAGGGGAUCCGCUGCUGUUUCUGCCGCCGCCGCCGCCGCCGCCGCCGCUCGCGUGACCGGAUCUUUCGCAAGCGUUGCUCGGCUAGCCGCGUCGAGCAUGACCACCGCCCCCAACUGAGGCGCACGACCCUCCUUCGCCCGCUCGCGGGCGCGCCACGCUCCGUAAACCCGACGCCGAGGCUGAGCCUGAGCGCGCAGCGCGACGCUAAACCGUGUCGAGCCGCAAUCCGUGCGACUUCCCAGCUGCUACCGUUGUAGCUUCGCCACUCGCCAUGACUAACCCUCACCCCGCGUUCCCCCCCCCCCCUCCCCUUAACGCUCCGUGGCCAGAUUUGGUUGCGUAAAUAUUUUUUUUAUUACGCUCCCCCUCCCACUCCGACCCUCACCCCCGCCCCCCUUCCGCAAAAGUAACUUUUCUUUUUUUUUACAUAUAAUAUAUUUUUAUUUUUAAAUACCGUUAAAUCGACAAAAAAGUGUAAUUGGUGACAAAGUAUAUAAAUGUGAGGAUUUGUGCUUCGAGGCUAUCCUGCAGCCGAGCCAACUCGAGCGAGGAACCGCCGGGACGCAGGAAGCAACGGGGCGAGCUGCCCCGCCGUCCCGGGCCCGCGGCCGCCGUCGAGCGGGUCCGCGCGACGAGACGCACGCCCCCGCUCGAUGAGGAUGGUCAAACUGUGCCCGCCAUUAACUACCUCAACACUCGGGCCGAGGAUUUAAAAGCGCGCCGCGUCGUGGGCAGGAGAAAGAGGGGGUCACUCCGAACCCGUCUAGCUGAUUUCUAGGUACUUGUGGAGGGGGGGGGGGGGGGUUUCAUUAAAUGUACGUGAUCUAAAUCAUUUAAAGUUAUUUAUUUAAAAGGCUGUACAUAUAUUUCCUCAUUCUUUGAAAAAUGUGUACUUAUGAAAAAAGUCAAUGUUUUUUUUUUUUUCCCCCCGUCUGGACAUAGCUGGUCUUAACAAUUAAAGUUUACAGUUUUGAUAA